Messenger RNA from Lingula anatina, 3555 nucleotides. Its product is annotated as glutamate carboxypeptidase 2-like. NCBI's taxonomy places the organism in Eukaryota, Metazoa, Brachiopoda, Lingulata, Lingulida, Lingulidae. Gene Ontology annotation, molecular function: carboxypeptidase activity. The record is from RefSeq and is a predicted model, not a curated record.
AUGGCACGUUAUGUGACUUAUGCACUAAACCAUGAGUGGCACAGUUAUGACAUGUUCCUUAGUGCAUCCCCUGGGAAUGGGGCAAUUAAAAAAGUGAUAAUUGCCUUUGUGUUUGCUCUGUUGAUGGGGGCAUUGAUUGGCGUACUAGUGGCUCAUGUGUCCCACACUGAGAUUUGCUCGGCACAGGACAGAGCUCUCGCUAAUGUCUUGAAAACAUUGAUAAAGGAGAGAGACAGUGAUGCUAGAGAUAGGCUCCUCAAAGCAAUUGAUCCUGGCCACAUAGAGUAUUUUCAACGUCACUUUGGAAAUGCUACAAGCCCCCAAGAACUGGCAGAAGAUGCGAAAAAAUGGUGGUUGGAUUUUGGGCUGGAUAUGGCGGAGGUCUUCACCCACAACCAGUUAGAUGAGGAAGAAUACCAAGAGACAGAAAUAACAGUGCAGUACUCUAAUGGUGUUGUACUGUUUCGAAAUCAGAACAUCCUGAAAGUUGAAAGUGAUGCCACAAAAAAGCUGCCAGCUGGUCUUGUUGAGGGCGAUCUGAUCUUUGCUAACUUUGGCCAGCGUGAUGACUACCAGUACCUCCUCGAUAACCUGACACACCUGAGGCUGGAAGGCAAGAUCGCUGUAGUGAAAGAAGGAAAGCUAUCAGUGGAGGAAAAGGUACAUCAGGCAGUUGCAGUACACAUCCGUGGACUGAUCCUCUACCCAAAAACCCACAUCAAUACUUCAGCGCUCACCAACUCAAACGAAGCUUUACCGCCUGAAGAUACACCUGCCACAGGUAUUGACCAUUUAGGCCACACCUUGGAGAUCCCAGUAUUAACCCUCUCCCACCAACAGGCAGAUGUCUUCACUGGACAUAUGGGAGGCUACCCUGUUCCUCAUAUGUGGCUGAAAGAUGCUGUGUCACAUGUUGGUCCAGGAUUUAGAGGUACUUGGGCCGGGAGCCAUGUUCAUCUGAAUGUCAGAGAUAAGAGGAAGGAAGACAGCAAGCUGUAUGCUGUUGUUGGGAAAAUACGUGGAAGCAUAGAGCCAGAUCAAUAUGUUCUGCUAUAUGCCCACCAGCAUGUGGUAAAUGUCAGCCUACCCUAUGGAUCUACCAUGCUGACUGAGCUUGCCAGAAUCUAUGGAAAAGUGAUGCAGUCAGGUUGGCGCCCAAGGAGAACACUGUUGUUCUGCUUGUUUAACAAUGGCACUGGAGAAGAAAUGGAAUCUGUCUUGGGAAGACUGGGCUUACAGCAGGAGAACAUUGUAGCUGUGGUGAACUGCAACUUUCCACAGCAAGGUUACAACAACACAAAGGAACAGUUGUAUGCCUCAGCUUAUCCCAUGUAUAGGAGCACACUGCUCGAAGCAAGCCAGGACAUGGGACAUCCACCAGUCACCAUUUCCCCAUGCAGGCACCAGGCCAGCAGGAGUCAACACAUUGACAUCAGGCGUGUAGCCCAACUGUGGUAUGGGGAUGAGGACCAGUGCCAAGGUUGGCACUCUCCUCCAGUAAGAUCUGGUGAAGAAAAAUUUCAAACUCGUAAUAAUCAGAUGUUCCAAGAAAUUGCCACAAUUUAUGCCAACUACAGCUGGAAGUUUGCUGACUCCAUGUAUCUACCAUAUAAUGUGUCCGAAUGGACUGUUGAUAUACUGAAUGCUGUGAGUGUGGCUGUUAACAGAUACAAAAAGGACAUGCAAUCUACUGAAUUACUAGAUGAAGUUGAGCAGAUAACUUACGAGAUACAUAACAUGUCAGCAAGAUUUGCCAGUGUAUAUGAGAAGUUGGACAAACGAAAUCCUGUUGUUAGCAGAGAAGUGAAUGGACGCUUGUUAUUCCUGCUCUCUCUGAAUGUUGACCCUGGAAACCUUACGCAUACAAAUGGUUGCAGUAGCCAGAACAACACUACCUGUGAUUGGAAUGCAGUGAUGUCUGAAAGCCCUAGUUUGCCAGGACUGGAUGUUAUAAUGUGCAAUUGGAAUAAGGAAAAAACAUCACCCAAACCCAUUGCCAGGCAAUGGAGAACAAUAAGGAAGUAUCUGUAUGAACUGAGAGGUAACUUGCUGAGUGUGGAAAAUGUAUUAGGUGAGCUAUUGGCAGUGGAAAGGACAGCAGUAGAGUUGAGCCACAAACACACUACCCAUGGACCACACAAAUAGCAGGGAAGUCAUGACACUGGUGUUCAAAAGUUGAUAAAGGUCUAUCGGCUUGUGUACAAGCAAAGAAAUAGAUGGGUAUCUGGCUUAAUUUACAGAAUUCACUUACAAAAAUUCACUCGUGUUUAUAUUUAUUCUUCCUUAAAAAUCUUCACUCAUCUUCUUUAUCACAUCAAAAAGCUGCCCCGCUUGUGAAAUCAAAUGUCUGCUUCCAGGCAAUUUGCCCUCAUAAAUCUGGUCACAAGACGUACAGUGCCAAAUGCCAUAAUGUAUUGGCUGUAUGUCUGUAUCCAUUAUGAACAAUCAAACCCCAGAUUUUUGAAACCCUGUGUUGGGAGACCAUUCCUUCCUGUCUACUAUUUUAAUUGGAACAAUAAAGUAAAAAGAUCAUAAAUUAAGCCAGUAAAAUGGGAUUGCAUGGCAGAUAAUGUGUCCAUUUACACUGUCUGUGGUGAAGUGGUGCUGUACAUACACAUAUGGCACCUCGGCCAAACUAAGAUUUUGGUCAUUUCUUUCAGGACACGUAAUGAUGAUCAAUGUAUAACAACCCAGGUGUCAGAGACGGUUGGAAACUACCUGUACCAUUUCUAGUAAUAUAUGUUGUUGGGUUUCCAGUCAUCUCUGUCAGAUAGGGUGAUACAUUAAGUUUCAUAGAUUGUGUUUCUUGCUAAUUAUAUUAAAUUAUGGUGUUUGAAUUCAGUGGUGUAACUUCCACUUCUAAUAAGUGCAACUGGGGAUUCUUUAAUGUAGAGGCAGUCAAGUAUUGUAAUGGUCUAAGUAAGCACAUCUCUUUAGUUUUUUUUUUUUUUUCAUUGAACAUUUACUUUAGUUUUAGAGCUAAAUUAAAAUGUAAAAUUUAUAUAAAUAAUAAGACAUAAUUAAAUAAAAAUGUGAUUCUUUGGACUAAUAUUGUCUGUAUUGAAACUGGUUACCACCAACACAUUAGACAGUUACAUACCCCAGGCUCUUGGUGCAUCCAUACAUUACCAAAAUGUAUCAUUAUUUUGUAUAGUUAGAUUUUAGUUUGAAGACUUUUCUCAGUGAUUGUAUAAGUUUAUUAUCAGCGGCAAGCAUAUGUGCACUAUACUUAAUAAUGACUAUUAACAAUAUGCCCAACAAGGUCUACAGUUAUUAUUUGCUGUGUAUAUAGUUUUUGAUAUUUUGAUUAUAUCUUAACUAAUAAACUUAUUUGAAUUCAAUUUUUUUUCAUUUUCAUCCACUGCAAACCUAUUUAUAUCAUUUAUUUCUUAGUAUGUAAAAAUAUUAAAUUAUGUCUUUAUUGUUUUCAAUCCUUGAUAAAGAUUAUGGUAUGUGUAAAUAAACUGAUGAAGAGAAAAGUAUUGUGUGGGAUCAGAAUGUUGUGAAUAAAUAGAUGUAUCAUUUGAAUAUAAAUAUCAGACACAAUGGUGCUUU